AUGCAGCUCAUGCACAAGAAAUUAAAGGUGAGGAAAGUACUAACUUUCACAUUAGGAUGUUACCCUUAUAUAUUAUAGUGCAAUUUGCACAUCGUUCUGGACCAAAUAGUGAACAUUGCACUUUUGCGGAAAAUCAGACUUGGGACUAUUUGCCCUAUAAAGUAGGGCAUUUUGGAGCUUAUUGGUUUAAUGAAUACACUUUAGGACAGCUGGUUUGGAGUUUUACAUGUUGUUGGUGAAAACGAAUGGGCAGAUGGUGAAUGCACAAAUGGUCCACUUGUUUCCACUGAAGAAAACAAGACCUUGAUGGAUAAGGGUUCCAAGGCAAUGAAGGCUUUGCGGAAAGUGGUGAUGGAUCCUCGCUUUCUUAAUGCUUUGCACCAUUAUGUAACAUUCAG
Molecule: messenger RNA, 398 nt
Organism: Paramuricea clavata
Lineage: Eukaryota; Metazoa; Cnidaria; Anthozoa; Malacalcyonacea; Plexauridae
Source: the annotation of a GenBank genome assembly